AUGAAGUUCCUUGCAAUCUUAGCAUUAUUGAUAACGGCAACGUCACUAACAAUCGACGCAAGACCAACCGGAAAAUCUAAACAAAUGACUAUUUCAAUAAAGAAGGAUGAAUUACCAAGUUCCUUCACGUGGAAACAAAAACAAACGAUUCACAUGAAUCGGGCUUUGUUAAAAUAUUCGAAAAAUAUCCGCGCAGCAUACAGUAAAGGUCUCGUCGGUCAAGAGACGAUCCAAAAAUUAGAAGCGGCAUCUAUUCCAGUGUCCACCGGUGAUACCACUAUCAAUAAUAGUAAUUCGACUGACUCUGUAACUGCUCUAGCAACUUCAGUAAAUAAUCCAUUAAGCGAUCAAGGCAAUGAUAUUGGUUAUUUUGGUCCAAUCCAGGUUGGUGGUCAGACUUUCAAUACUAUCUUUGACACUGGCUCUUCGGAUCUUUGGGUUCCAGAUCAAAAUUGUACUGAUCCAGCAUGCAGUAUUCAUACAAAAUUCGAUAAAACAAAGAGUCAAUCGUUUGAUAGUAAUAAUAAUGUUCCGUUUGCUAUCCAAUAUGGUACUGGUUCUGUUUCCGGAGUAAGUGCUCUGGAUACUAUUUCUAUCGCUGGUGCUGUAGCUAACAAACAAGUUUUCGGUUUAACUCAAAAAAUGUCUAAUGAAUUCGCGAAUACUCCAUUUGAUGGAAUUCUCGGAAUGGGAUUAGAUCAAUUGAGUGCACAAAAGGCCAAAACUCCAUUCACUCAAUUAGUAGAACAAAAGGCUGUACCGAAUUCAGUUUUCGGUUUUUUCCUUGGUCGCAAGAAAGAUGGAACCGACACUCAAAGUCAACUCACUCUUGGUGAUGUUGACUCUACUAAAUUCAGUGGUAAUAUCAAUUUUAAUAAGCUCGUAAGUAAUACCGGAUUCUGGGAAAUUGCUAUGGAUGAUGCUGCGGUGAAUGGAUCGUCACUUGGCUUCAAGUCAAAAACUGCAAUUAUCGACACUGGAACGACUCUUAUUGUCACACCUGACGCAGCAGCAAUUCACAAUCAAAUUCCAGGUGCAGUCGAUCAAGAUGGCCAAUUCUUCGUUCCUUGCAAUACUACAGCUAUCGUAUCACUCGCAUUUGGUGGUGCCAGUUUCGAUAUAUCAUCUAAAGAUUUAGCUCGCGACCCUAUUGGCCAACAGAAUCUUUGUACUUCGGGAAUCGCUCUUGGUCAAAUCGGUGGUCCUGAUCAAUGGUUGGUUGGUGAUACUUUCCUCAAAAACGUUUAUUCUGCAUACGAUACUGUGAAACUUGCAGUUGGAUUUGCCCCAGCAAAGCAAAAAUUGUAA
Molecule: messenger RNA, 1308 nt
Organism: Ambispora gerdemannii
Lineage: Eukaryota; Fungi; Glomeromycota; Glomeromycetes; Archaeosporales; Ambisporaceae
Source: the annotation of a GenBank genome assembly